UUUGUGUCAUAUUUUCGCCAAUAGCAAAGGCGCGCCUCUGAUCGUACGAGGCCGCGUCAUUAUAGCGCGACAUAGUUUAAUCGAUUCUCGCUUGUUUUGUCCUGUGUUUUGAGUGCCUACCAGCAAAGUUUUCUUAAUAAUCAGUUGUUUAAUUGAAUGUUGAAUUAAAGUGUUCCUCAAUUUGAUUUGAGAAUGGUAUAAAACCUGACAUUAACAACGAUGGUAAUUGAACGUAAAGAGAGUGUCAAGGAGCGUUAUUAAAAACAAGUUUUUCAAUGUCCAAUGUUGGAUGACACUUUCGUAUUAAAGCAGCGAAGAAAAUCAUUGCUUAUGAGCAAGUUGGUGGAUAAAGUGCUGUUCGUGUUCAGCUUUCUGUUUAGUUUCGUCAGACAGGCGAGUUUUUUGAUUUAUCAGUUCACGGCGUUUACCGAUUUUGGCGGCUACUUGAGCGAAGGAGAGCCAGAGAUUAUUAACAAGUACGUUGGAAAGGCCGUCGAAAUUGAGGGGACUAGUGAAACGCCGGCUAAGCUAAAGCGGCCAAAAACUCUGAAUUUCGUCCCGAAGUUGCAGAAGAACUUUAAAAACAAAAGUGCCACCGCACCGAAGAGGGCUGGAGGCUCUAAAGCGAAAGCUACGCAAAGCAAAGUAGACUCACUGUCGAUUUCUCAGAAAUCUGAGGAAGACUUUGGAAGUCCUGCACCCAAAAAGGUAGAGGAUCAGUUGCCAGCCACCGAAAGCAUCACAGUGGGCGAUCAAGUGAUUUGCCUCAAUGUACAAGAGCACAUAGAGAACCAGCAUCAAAGUUCAGCUGAACAACAUCACACAGAGUCACAAGAGCAACCAAAAAGUGAAAUAAUGCAAGGUACUUCAGAUGAUAGUGCCAGUGAAGUCGAAACUCCUAGUCAAAACGUCUUCACUCCAUCGUUCAAUUUCUAUCCGCCAUCCGUGAUGAAUAACAAAAAGUUCCUAGCAAGGCGGAACAGCAAACGAUUCGUAAUCGGGGAUGGGGAGGAUGAAUUGCCUUCCCCAAAUCCCCCGGAUGUUACCAUCACCGAAAGCCCCAAUGUGGAGCAGAAGAGUUGGUCGAAUCAGGCAAACGCUGAUAAACUUUCAGUGCCCAGCAAGGGUUUAAAGCCUUCGAUGUCCCAAGGUACUGUGAUGCUCCACAACAACCGCUUCCAGGAAAAAGACUUUACAGUGGCCACUCCUGAAGAGUUUGUGAAGAGAUUCAACGGCACUAAAGUUAUCAACAAGGUGCUGAUAGCAAAUAACGGAAUAGCAGCAGUUAAAUGUAUGCGAUCGGUCAGACGAUGGUCCUACGAAAUGUUCAAGAACGAGAGAGCUGUGAGAUUCGUCGUAAUGGUCACUCCAGAAGAUCUGAAAGCCAAUGCCGAGUACAUAAAAAUGGCUGAUCACUAUGUGCCCGUACCGGGUGGGACCAAUAAUAACAAUUACGCCAAUGUUGAACUGAUUGUCGACAUCGCAGUGAGAUUACAAGUGCAGGCUGUUUGGGCUGGCUGGGGACACGCCUCUGAAAACCCAAAACUUCCCGAAUUGUUGCACAAAAAUGGCAUUACCUUUAUCGGGCCCUCUGAGAAAGCGAUGUGGGCUUUAGGAGACAAAAUCGCUUCGUCUAUUGUGGCGCAAACGGCUGAUGUUCCCACAUUGCCCUGGUCGGGAGGAGGACUAAAAGCGCAGUACAGUGGCAAAAAGAUCAAAAUAUCAUCCGACCUGUUUGCGAAGGGUUGCGUCGCAAAUGCAGAAGAAGGCAUUUCAGCCGCACACAAAAUUGGAUUUCCUGUUAUGAUUAAGGCUUCGGAAGGUGGCGGUGGAAAAGGUAUUAGGAAAGUUGAAUAUGCCGAUGACUUUGCUGCGGCCUUCAGGCAGGUGCAAGCUGAAAUCCCCGGUUCUCCAAUAUUCGUGAUGAAGCUGGCCAGAGGGGCACGACAUUUGGAAGUGCAACUGUUGGCCGACAAUUAUGGAAAUGCCAUUUCCCUGUUUGGCAGAGAUUGCUCCAUUCAGAGACGACAUCAGAAGAUUAUUGAGGAAGCCCCGGCUUCUGUAGCAAGCCCUGAGAUUUUCGAAGAAAUGGAAAAGGCAGCAGUUAGAUUAGCUAAAAUGGUGGGCUACGUCUCCGCUGGUACGGUGGAGUAUUUGUACGAAACAACUGGCAACUAUUACUUCUUGGAAUUGAAUCCUCGCCUGCAAGUUGAGCAUCCCUGCACAGAAAUGGUGUCCGAUGUGAAUCUGCCAGCUGCACAGCUUCAAAUCGCCAUGGGAUUGCCUCUUCAUUACAUUAAAGACGUCAGGCUGCUUUAUGGCGAAUCCCCAUGGGGAAUCACCGAGAUUGACUUUGAUCUACCGCGGCACAAACCUCAAGCUUGGGGACAUGUGAUUGCAGCCAGAAUUACUUCAGAAAAUCCAGACGAAGGCUUCAAGCCCAGUUCCGGCACAGUACAAGAACUAAACUUCCGUUCGUCUAAAAAUGUCUGGGGUUAUUUCUCAGUUGCGGCCUCUGGGGGUUUGCACGAAUUUGCAGACUCUCAAUUUGGUCACUGUUUCUCUUGGGGCGAGAACAGGGAACAAGCUAGAGAAAAUUUGGUUAUUGCUCUCAAAGAAUUGUCAAUCAGAGGGGACUUUAGAACAACUGUAGAAUACCUAAUUACGCUGUUGGAAACCAAGGACUUUCAAGAAAACACAAUCGACACUGCUUGGUUGGAUAUUUUGAUUUCCGAAAAGGUUCAGGCCGACAAACCGAAUGUUAUGUUAGCAGUGGUUUGCGGAGCACUGCAUAUCGCUGAUAAAACCAUUGAAACCGCAUUCCAGGAUUACAUCAGUUCCCUGGAAAAGGGACAAAUUCAAGCAUCAAACACUCUUACAAACGUCGUUGACGUGGAAUUGAUUAAUAAUGGAAAUAAAUAUAAAGUGCAAGCUUCGAAAAGCGGACCCAACACGUAUUUUUUGCAGAUGAAUGGAGGUUUCAAGGAAAUUGAAGUUCAUCGGCUCAGCGACGGCGGAAUCUUGCUCUCUAUUGAUGGCUCAUCAUUCACCACAUACAUGAAGGAGGAAGUUGAUAGAUAUCGCAUAGUUAUCGGCAACCAAACCUGCGUUUUUGAAAAAGAAAACGACCCGACCAUAUUAAGGUCUCCAUCUGCAGGAAAACUAAUUAGUUUUCUAAUAGAGGAUGGUGGGCAUGUGGGAAAAGGUCAAGCUUACGCUGAAAUCGAAGUUAUGAAGAUGGUGAUGACUUUGACUUCGGGGGAAGCUGGAAUUAUCACCUAUGUGAAACGUCCUGGAGCAGUGUUGGAAGGAGGCUCGAUUUUGGUCACUUUGGAAUUAGAUGAUCCGAAUUUGGUUACCAAGACUGUUAUUUAUAAAGGGCCUUUUCCCGAAAUGGAAACCUCCGCAACUUCUCCCGAAAAACUCAACCACAUCCACAACAGUUACAAAGCAAUGUUGGAAAAUACUCUUGGAGGAUACUGCCUGCCUGAUCCAUACAACGUUCCCAGGCUUAGAGAAGUUAUAGAAAAAUUCAUGUCCUCUCUACGUGACCCCAGCUUGCCGCUUUUGGAACUCCAAGAAGUGAUGGCUUCAAUUUCCGGCCGAAUUCCCAUAGCGGUCGAAAAGAAGAUUCGCAGACUAAUGACGCUUUAUGAAAGAAACAUCACAUCCGUUCUAGCGCAAUUCCCGAGCCAACAAAUUGCUAGCGUCAUUGAUAGUCAUGCAGCUAUGUUGCAUAAGAGGGCUGAUAGAGAUGGUUUCUUCUUGGCUACUGAAGGAAUUGUCCAAUUAGUCCAAAGAUACCGCAACGGCAUCAGAGGCCGCAUGAAGGUAGCAGUGCAAGACUUAUUAAAACAGUACUAUGAUGUGGAAAGUCAGUUCCAACAAGGCUCUUAUGAUAAAUGUGUAUCUCUGUUACGGGAAAAGCACAAGGACGAUAUGAAAGCCGUCUCAGAGACGAUAUUUUCCCAUUCUCAAGUAGCCAAGAAGAACCUGUUAAUCACAAUGCUGAUAGACCAUCUUUGGGCCAAUGAACCUGGAUUGACGGAGGAGCUCGCCCCUACUUUAACGGAACUCACCUCCUUAAAUAGGAGCGAACAUUCGAGAGUGGCUUUAAGGGCGAGACAAGUUCUGAUUGCCGCUCACCAACCUGCUUAUGAGUUGAGGCAUAAUCAGAUGGAGAGCAUAUUUUUGUCGGCAGUUGAUAUGUACGGUCAUGAGUUUCACCCGGAAAAUUUGCAAAAACUUAUCGUUUCUGAAACGUCGAUUUAUGAUAUUUUACACGACUUUUUCUAUCAUUCUAAUAAAUCUGUAUCCAGUGCCGCAUUAGAGGUUUACGUCCGAAGAGCAUAUACAAGCUAUGACCUAGUAACUCUGCAGCAUUUGGAACUAAGUGGAGAAAUUCCUGUGGUGCAUUUCCAAUUCCUACUGCCUCCUAGUCACCCUAAUAGAUUGGCAAGACUAAUCAACAGCGGCGUAUCGGAAUCAGGCGAUACCAUACUAGAGCGGUCUACGAUUAUUGAUACAUUCCAACGCACUGGUUGCAUGGCAGCUUUCGACAACUUUCAUCAGUUUGAGGAAUAUUCUGAUGAAAUUUUGGAUUUCAUAGAGGACUUUUCCAAUCCGACCACAAUAAGUGCCAAGGAUUUGAAUGCCGUGGAAUCAGGAUCUGAAUCUAGAAAGAAUUCAACAUCGAUAAACGUUAGUUUAUCAGUGGAUGGACCUCGAGUUACUCAAAAUGAUGAAAAUGUCGUCUUGGAGCCUGUGCAUAUUUUACAUGUUGGCAUUAAAGACGACGGCGACAAGGACGACUCGACCAUGAGUAAAUUAUUCCUAUCGUUCUGCGUUAAGCACAAAGAAGAACUUGUGUCACGGAAAAUCAGAAGGAUUACAUUCAGCCCUCUAAAGCAUAAGCAGUUCCCAAAAUUCUUCACUUUUAGAGCACGAGAUGGUUUCACGGAAGAUAAAAUAUAUCGACAUUUGGAACCAGCAGCAGCUUUCCAAUUAGAAUUAAGUAGAAUGAGAUCGUACAAUUUGGAAGCCCUUCCAACGUCGAACCAAAAAAUGCAUUUAUAUUUGGGAAAAGCCAAAGUUCCCCCAGGCAAAGAAGUAACAGACUACAGGUUCUUCAUCAGAAGUAUUAUAAGACAUUCCGAUUUGAUAACUAAAGAGGCAUCUUUCGAGUAUCUUCAAAAUGAAGGCGAACGAGUGCUUCUUGAAGCAAUGGACGAGCUGGAAGUGGCCUUCUCUCAUCCCCAGUCUAAAAGAACAGACUGCAAUCAUAUUUUCCUCAACUUUAUACCGACGGUUAUAAUGGAUCCGGCUAAAAUUGAAGAAGCCGUCACAAACACCGUGCUUCGAUACGGACCGCGAUUAUGGAAACUGCGAGUUUUGCAGGCUGAAAUUAAAGUGUUUAUUAGGUCUUCGCCUAAUGCGCCUACAACUCCAAUUCGACUUUGUCUGGCUAACGACAGUGGCUACUAUCUGGAUAUCAACAUGUACACUGAAACUGUGGAUCCAGAGUCAGGCGAAAUUCAGUUCCAAGCAUUUGGACAGAAACAGGGGCCCAUGCAUGGACUUCCCAUUUCCACUCCUUAUUUAGCAAAGGAUUAUCUUCAACAAAAAAGAUUUCAAGCACAAAGCAAUGGCACAACUUACGUAUACGACUAUCCAGAAAUGUUUCGGCAAAUGGUAGAUUUGCAGUGGAAGCAGUACAGUCAGCAGUUUAUAUCGGAGACUGUAAAUAUUCCAGAUAAAUUUAUGGAUUUUGUCGAACUAGUGCUGGAUAUAGAGACUGAAACUAGAUUAGUCGAACAAAAACGAGUGGCUGGUGAGAAUAACGUUGGUAUGGUGGCUUGGAGAUUAACUCUUUACACCCCGGAAUACCCUGAAGGCAGAGAUAUUAUUGUGAUAUCCAAUGAUAUUACGUAUAAUAUUGGAUCUUUUGGACCGAGGGAAGAUAAGGUAUAUGGCUUAGCAUCUGAACUGGCGAGGAAGUUAAAAAUUCCCCGAAUAUACGUUUCGGUAAACUCCGGUGCAAGAAUCGGUUUAGCCGAAGAAGUCAAAGCACUAUAUAAAAUCUCGUGGAUCGACCCUAAUGACCCGGAAAAAGGAUUCAAAUAUUUAUAUUUGACGCCCGAUGACUACGCUAAUAUUAACGCAUUUAACUCUGUCAGAGCACAAUUAAUAGAUGACGAAGGUGAAUCGCGGUACCGCAUUACUGAUAUCAUAGGAAAAGAAGAUGGUUUAGGGGUGGAAAACUUAAAGUAUGCCGGAAUGAUUGCAGGUGAAACCUCGACAGCUUACGACGAAGUUGUUACAAUCUCAAUGGUCAGUUGCAGGGCAAUUGGUAUUGGCUCCUAUCUUAUUAGAUUAGGUCAGAGAGUUAUACAAAUCGAAAACUCUUAUAUUGUAUUAACUGGGUACAAUGCUUUAAAUAAGGUAUUGGGAAAAGAGGUAUACGCUUCGAAUAACCAACUAGGUGGUAUUCAAAUCAUGUACAACAAUGGAGUCUCACAUAAAACCGAACAAAGCGAUUUAGAUGGUAUCUACACUAUAUUAAAGUGGCUCUCAUACAUUCCUAAGGACAAGUUUUCCCCGGUUCCAAUUAUUAAAACUAGCGACCCGAUCGACAGAGACAUAGAGUUUGUACCUACCAAAACUCCUUACGAUCCUAGAUGGAUGUUAGAAGGAAGGGAAUCUCCCAAUGAGCCUGGUUUGUGGGAAUCGGGUUUCUUUGAUCGCGGAUCAUGGAGUGAAAUAAUGCGCCCGUGGGCACAGACUGUAGUUACAGGGCGUGCCAAACUAGGCGGCAUACCUGUAGGAGUUAUAGCUGUGGAGACCCGAACCGUUGAACUCAAUCUGCCAGCCGACCCUGCUAAUUUGGAUUCUGAAGCAAAAACAGUUUCACAGGCAGGCCAAGUUUGGUUUCCGGAUUCCGCAUAUAAGACUGCUCAAGUGAUUCAAGACUUUUCCAAAGAAGAUCUGCCGCUUUUCAUUUUUGCUAACUGGCGAGGAUUUAGUGGAGGAAUGAAAGACAUGUAUGAAGAAAUUCUGAAGUUUGGAGCCUACAUUGUCGAUGGGUUGAGGCAGUACAAACAGCCUGUGAUAGUGUAUCUUCCUCCAAGCGCCGAGUUAAGAGGUGGAGCAUGGGCUGUAGUUGAUCCCACUAUUAAUUCUAGAUAUAUGGAAAUGUAUUCCGAUCCAACUGCAAGAGGUGGUGUUUUGGAGCCAGAAGGGAUAGUCGAAGUGAAAUAUAAGAAGAGAGAUUUGCUGAAAACAAUGCAUCGUUUGGACCCCGUAUUGAAGGAUCUUGAUGAAAAAUUAAAAGCCUUCCAGGCUACCCAACCUGUUCGAGAAAGAUCAUCUAGCAUAACGCCAGUCCAACCAGUCCCCGAAAGGGAAAAACCCAAAGAAUUACAGGAGUUAGAAACACAAAUUAAGGAUAGAGAAAUCGUGCUCUGUCCCAUGUAUCAUCAGGUUUCAAUUCAUUUUGCAGAUUUGCACGAUACUCCCGAGCGAAUGCUUGAGAAAGGAGCGAUAUCCGACAUCAUAGCAUGGAAGGGAGCUAGGCAUCAUUUCUUUUGGAGGUUGCGCCGAUUACUAUUACAAGACAGCGUUAUAAAAGCGCUUUUAGAAGCACAACCCGAAAUUGGUGUGGGACAGGGCGAAUCAAUGCUAAGAAGGUGGUUUGUGGAAGAUAAUGGAUCAACAGAGGGCUACAAAUGGGACAAGAACGAAGUUGUAGUGCAUUGGUUAGAAGAUCAAUUAAGCAAGCCGCAGCACAAGUCUAUUAUUAAUCAUAAUAUCCACGCAGUAAAAAAAGACGCUGGUCUAAAUCAAAUCAAGGAACUAAUAGAGGAAUGUCCGGACAUGACUCUUGAUGCCGUCGAAGUGAUAAUAGAAAAAUUAAAUGACAACCAAAAAGCUGAAGUAAUCCGAAAGCUUUCACAACUUGGUUCGCUAGAGAAUAUCGACUAAUGACCAUCCCAACCAAAACAUGACAAGGUAGAAUUAGUUAAUUUUUAUUUUCCAAAUACUGCUAAACAUCUAAAUGAUUAUUUAUAUAAGCGAUCAGCAGUUCACGGCUGCAACAAGUCAAGAUAAAUUAGUCUCUCUACUAGCUGCAUUGAAAUCAACACCCACCAGUUCGAUGGAAUAUUGAUUUUCACGUGAAAAAUAACAGACUGAAAUAUCAAAGUUUAAUAGCAGGUUUAGUGUUUGCAAUUGCAAUCGCAAUGCAAAUAACUCUCAUUAACGUCCUUAUGAUGUAACAUGAGAAGUGAUAUAUUUUUGUAUCCACAGUCCACUCAAAAAUGUUUGUACAUUUUCUUUAUGGAAUCUUUGAUUAGAAAUGUGAGAAUCUCCAAGCGUAAUAAAGUGAAUUUUCGGUGGUUGUGGACCAUAUUGCAUUUUUAUAAAAUAACAUUUUACAAAUGUUUAUUUUAUAAUUAUAAUUAGGUUUUGUAAAAAAGAAAUGUUUCCUUUAUGGGUUUAGAUCAAGUUUCGUCUAGUAUUUAUUGAAAAAAUCUUCCCUUCUAAAAGGCUGUUACACAGUACACGUUGUUAUCUUUUAUUGUUAGAUACUGAUUAUUUUCAAUAAAAAAAACUGAUUACAAA
Dendroctonus ponderosae (mountain pine beetle) is the source of this 8619-nucleotide messenger RNA. RefSeq names its product acetyl-CoA carboxylase. NCBI's taxonomy places the organism in Eukaryota, Metazoa, Arthropoda, Insecta, Coleoptera, Curculionidae. The transcript has 40 exons. Bases 283 to 7980 code for a protein of 2565 amino acids. Gene Ontology annotation, biological process: fatty acid biosynthetic process. Gene Ontology annotation, molecular function: acetyl-CoA carboxylase activity; ATP binding; metal ion binding. The record is from RefSeq and is a predicted model, not a curated record.